Colias croceus (clouded yellow) is the source of this 2293-nucleotide messenger RNA. RefSeq names its product ATP-binding cassette sub-family G member 1-like. Lineage: Eukaryota; Metazoa; Arthropoda; Insecta; Lepidoptera; Pieridae. Gene Ontology annotation, molecular function: ATP hydrolysis activity; ATP binding; ABC-type transporter activity. The coding region runs from base 177 to 2033 and encodes 618 amino acids. The record is from RefSeq and is a predicted model, not a curated record. Gene Ontology annotation, cellular component: plasma membrane. The transcript has 10 exons.
UACUGCUAUAGCCGCCUCAGUUCCCCACUAAUCGCUUUCGCGUUAGGGCGUCGAAUCGCUAGCGUGCAGUCGACGGUCCUUUGUUUACAUCUUGCGCCCCUUUGUGUCCGCCACCGCGCAAUGGCACCGUGCUCUUUGUUAUUGUGUAGUUAACCAGUGACAGUGAUUUUGUUAAAAUGGUUAUCGAUACUCAGUCGGAGACCACCUCGUCGUCCAUAGCUGAAGAUGUAAAUAUUACCUUCCAAGAGAUCGGUUAUAAAGUGCGACACAGCCUUUUCCCUGGAGGACGCAAGACAAUACUGAACGGAGUCAGUGGACAAUUCAAUGCCGGCGAGUUGAGUGUUAUCAUAGGACAAUCAGGCGCAGGAAAGAGCACUUUGAUAGACAUCCUUGCAGGAUACACAAAGCCAACAAGCGGCACAAUUUGCGUGAAUGGUCAAAUAAGGAAUGAGAAGCUGUUCAGGCGUCGCUCGUGUUACAUACUCCAAGAUGACCAGGUGCAGAACAUGCUCACUAUCGAGGAAUCCCUACACUUCGCUGCGGAGCUCAAACUGGGAAACCAUAUCAAUACGCAACAAAAAUUGAAAAGGGUGGAAGAAAUAAUAACAUCGCUCGGUGUAAGCAGAGUGAGGAACACGCGGGCUGGCAGUCUGUCUGGCGGUCAGAAGAAGAGGCUGGCGAUUGGUCUGGAACUAGUCAACGAUCCGCCUGUUAUGUUUUUAGAUGAACCUACUAGUGGUCUCGACAGCUCCACAACCAAGCAACUAAUCUACCUUCUCCACCUAUUGGCGCGGCAGGGUCGGACCGUUGUGAUCUCUAUGCACCAACCCUCAGCAACCCUGCUAGACAUGGUGGACAGGUUAUACGCCAUAGUUGGAGGCAGGUGUGGCUAUAUGGGCGCUGUGCAGCUGCUCGUCCCGUUCCUAGAAGAAAUUAAUCUUAUUUGCCCCCCAUAUCAUAACCCAGUUGACUUCUUCAUUGAAAUAUGCGGAGGCCACGAAAAUGAUUUAGAGAGACACUCGCAAAAUGGCAAAAAUAGUCAAUGGAUAAAUAAUAUAUCUAAUGAGACUGACAGUAAAUUACUAUGUUUAGAUUAUAAAAUUAACAAAGGUGACGAAAUUUGCCUGACAACAUUACCUCCUCCAAAAGAAGAUCCUACUAAUAAAAUUUUAUUAGCAUUAAAAAGCACAUAUCCGACUUCAUCUAUCAACCAAUUCGCAAUUCUAACUCGGAGAGCAUUAUUGACAAUAUGGCGUGACCCGUCGUUCACACUGAUGAAUGUAGGAAUUCACUGCACGAUGGCCUUGUUCGUCGGCAUUUUGUUCUUCAAUGUCGGCAAAGACGCCAAAUACGUGAGGGACAACUUCAACUUCCUCUACUAUAGCCUUAUGUUUCUAAUGUUCACUGCGUUCAGUGGAGUUACUGUUCGAUUUCCAGAGCAAGUGCCAAUAGUGAGACGGGAGCAUUUCAACCGAUGGUAUAACACAGGGGCGUACUACGCGUCGACCCUCGCCUCCAUACUGCCCACGCAGACUGUAUGCACGUUGACGUUCUGCUGCAUUACCUAUGUCAUGACGGGUCAGCCAGCUGAGGUGCUGCGAUUCAUGACGUACUGCACCACUUUAGUUCUGGUCUCCUAUAUAGCUGUGUGUGUCGGACUCUUUAAUGGUUCUCUGUUUAAUAUAAAGAAUGCAGUGAUCUUCGGUCCAUUCUUCAUAACGCCGUUCACGAUAUUCUCCGGGUUCUUCCUCAGAUAUAGCGACGCACCUUUCAUAUUCAGAUGGCUGUUCCACAUAUCAUUCCUUAAACACGGCCUGGUUGGUCUGGUGAUAUCUAUUUUCGGAAUGAACCGCCCGAAACUUGUUUGCACCGACAUCUAUUGUCACUAUUCAAAACCGACGCAAUUUUUGAAAGACAAUGGCAUGCUAGACGAGAAGUUUUCUGUUGCGAUAGGAGCGCUAGGUGCUAUAGGCGUAACAGUAAUCACUCUCACAUACAUUGUCCUAAAAAUACGGCUUAAAUUCAAGUGGUAAAUAUUAGACCAUAACAGAAAAUUUUAGAAGUAGCCAAUUGCAAUAAAUGUGUAAAUUACAAGGGAUCAAAUUAAAGUAUGUAUAAUGCGCUCAAUUUUAAAAUAUUGCAACGAGAUGUUCAAAUUAUGCUGCUAAUACGAGAUCGAAGUAAAGAACAAUAUAAAACAGUGUUAUAUAAGACAUUCCAAAGAAUAUUUUCUAUAUUUUGUUUAAGUACUUUUAAGGGUUGCUUGGGAACCUUUGUUUUAAUCAGAAGUGAA